AUGUCGAAAGAAAAGUCGAAUAGCCCGAGAUUGAGCAUGCGUGGAGGCGCCAUGGUUAUGAAGGGAAUAACAAUUUUCCUGGCUAGUGCGAGAAAUAACCAAUUGGCGAACGCGGCUCAGGCAAAUUCAAAACAAAAGUCGCGCAAAAAGAAAAUGAACGAAAAAGAUAAUAUUUUUAAGUACGAAAUUGAAGCGUUGUACAAAAUUUACCGUAAACUGGUUACUAUAAAUAAAUUAAAAGAAAAAAAAUCGAAUCCUUCAGCAAAUCCUUCCUCAAUUAUUGGGAAACCUUCAUCAAUUAAUGAAGGAAUAGACCGAAAAGUCUUUCGUGAAAUUCUGCACAACACCUUCGACAUAGUUUCGAAAAAUCGGUUAAUGGAUAGAAUAUUUUGCGUCUGGGAUAGACAAAACUAUGGAUUAAUAAAUUUGGAAAAUUGGUUAUUCGGCCUGUCUCUUUAUUUGAAAGGUUCAAAAUCUAAACAAAUUGAAUUUUGUUUUUUGGUUUACGAUUUAAAUGCAGAUGGUUUCAUAAGUAAAGAAGAAAUGUUUCAAUUGUUGAAAAAUUGUUUAAUAAAGCAGCCUCAAGAAGAAGAUCCAGACGAAAGUGUUAAAGACUUGGUUGAUAUUGUUAUGAGGAAAUUUGAUAAAGAUAAAGAUGGUAAAGUCUCUUUAGAAGAUUUUCAAGAAACAAUUGCAGAGGAGCCUUUAUUAAUUGAGGCAUUUGGCAAAUGCUUACCGUCUGAGACUUCAAAAAAUACAUUUUUAACCACUUUAAAAAUAAAUUAA
This is a messenger RNA of Brassicogethes aeneus, 786 nucleotides long. Lineage: Eukaryota; Metazoa; Arthropoda; Insecta; Coleoptera; Nitidulidae. The record is from the annotation of a GenBank genome assembly.